CAUCCACCAAAUCCGCAACCCAUUCCAUCUCACCACAACUCGCUCGCAACUCUCGCGGGAAGAGAAUAGCAGGCGAUGGCGUCCCCAAUUUUUGCUUGUCUAUCGAGGAGCUCCGUCACCCGCCCGGGCAUUAGAUUAUUUACGUCCCCUGUUAGAACUACGUCACUACCCCAGGCGUCAUUCGCCAAAGGUGCCGGUGGCAGGCCGGGCUUUCACGCAUCGUCAAGAAAACUCGACUUCAAAACGGUUGAGCAGGCAAAAUCUCGGUAUCGCAAUGGGCCAUUUUCAUGGAAGUCUGGGAUUUUAUUUCUUGCUGCCGGUGCCGGGUUGACCAUCUACUUUCGCAAUGAGAAAGCUCGGAUAGAACGGAAGAGAGUUGCGGAAAUGUCGAAGGGUGUUGGAAGGCCAAAGGUUGGUGGCCCGUUAAAUUUGCUCGACCACAAUGGCAAAGAGAGGAAGGAUGAGGAGUGGAGGGGUAAACAUAUGUUGGUAUACUUUGGAUUCACGCAUUGUCCGGAUAUAUGCCCAGAGGAGCUCGACAAAAUGGCAUCUAUGACUGAUCUGGUCAAGAAAGAACACGGUGAUGUAAUGAGCCCUUUGUUCAUUACUUGUGAUCCGGCUAGAGAUACACCUCCAGUGAUGAAAGGGUAUUUGGCAGAGUUUCACCCAGACCUUGUCGGUUUGACAGGUACCUAUGAUCAAAUCAAGCAAACAUGCAAGUCUUAUCGUGUUUAUUUCUCCACUCCACCGGAAAUCAAGCCAGGGCAGGAUUACUUGGUGGAUCACUCCAUUUACUUCUAUCUCAUGGAUCCUGAGGGAGACUUCGUUGAAGCUCUAGGAAGACAACACACUCCUGAACAAGCUGCAAAGAUAAUCGGUGAUCACAUUAAGGAUUGGAGAGCGUCUGCGAAGAAAGUGUAAGGGAUAGAUGGAUAGAUGGUCGGUCCCUAAAGAUCGUCGACGGA
Messenger RNA from Tuber melanosporum (Perigord truffle), 965 nucleotides. RefSeq lists its product as uncharacterized. The transcript has 7 exons. The record is from RefSeq and is a predicted model, not a curated record. Gene Ontology annotation, biological process: mitochondrial respiratory chain complex IV assembly; intracellular copper ion homeostasis. Lineage: Eukaryota; Fungi; Ascomycota; Pezizomycetes; Pezizales; Tuberaceae. Bases 76 to 921 code for a protein of 281 amino acids. Gene Ontology annotation, cellular component: mitochondrial inner membrane. Gene Ontology annotation, molecular function: copper chaperone activity; copper ion binding.